This is a messenger RNA of Colletotrichum spaethianum, 3165 nucleotides long. RefSeq lists its product as uncharacterized. Gene Ontology annotation, molecular function: methyltransferase activity; zinc ion binding. NCBI's taxonomy places the organism in Eukaryota, Fungi, Ascomycota, Sordariomycetes, Glomerellales, Glomerellaceae. The record is from RefSeq and is a predicted model, not a curated record. Bases 1 to 3165 code for a protein of 1054 amino acids. The transcript has 2 exons.
AUGGCAGAUCAGGAAGAGCCGGGUGAUCUUGACCAGCAGAGUUUAGGUGAUCAGGAUAAUCUCAGCUUCGAUGACAAACAGCGCCUGAAAAAUGUCCCUAUGCCCCCCAGUGGCUCUCUUCCCAAUCAACACCACCAUGGGCGAUCAAACCUGAUUAACCCUUCGACGGACACCAACUAUACCGACUUCACUCAAGGUAUGGCGCCCGAGGCUAACAUGGGCACGCUUCCCAGUCGGUACCGAGUGUCGCCACAAGCUUUGCUUAACCAUCCUGCAAACGCCAACCAGGGUGGCCUCUCUCAAGCCCUAGCUCCGGCGGCUUCCAUGAACGACUUUCCUCUACAGCAACAGGAUCAGAGCUACGGGGCCUCUCUCGGCAAUAUGCCUGACUUCAUUGAUGCUACUGGAAACUUACGGCUUCAGCCCGCGAUCAGUUCAUGCUCUCUUCCCCGUGUUAACCAACGAGCGACACUUUAUGCUGACCAUGCAAGCCAACCGCUUCAGAAUCGGAAUGGUCAAGAUAUUACAGCUGAGGCCAACCGUGCAGCCAACGUUCUGUGCUUGAUUGGAGCCCAUGGUCAACCCGGCGAUGACAUCAACAUGCUAGGAAUAUUCCCAACCCCCGAGAAGCUCCUCGAAGUCUUGAUCGAUGCUUGCUUGAUGGAAAACUUCCAACUGCUAGCUUCAAGCUCAUCACCACGACAGCUCGGCUGUCAAGCAAACUGCCAAGAGGAUAUGGAUGAGCGAUCUGUUCUCAAGCCGCGAGACUCCUUCGGAAUCAUCUUUAACAGAGCAUGUAAGCUUGGCUUCGAAGAAGUCGCGCAGGCGGGCGGCGUCUCGUUCAAAAUUGCCACUAUGUGUUCUGGCACAGACGGUCCGAUCUUGGCCCUCCGCGAAUUUGCUGAGGCAGCCACUGGACAUGGCUACGCGAAUGCCCUUCAUUAUGACCAUGUAUUCAGCGUUGAGAUCGAUCCGUUCAAGCAGGCUUUCAUUGGCAGAAAUGCUCCCCCUUCCGGCCCAAUCUUCAGAAACGUCAUCGACGUGGGUAGGCCCGGCGCAGUUCAAGCUAUGACGGCAUCCGGUGCUAUGGCAGACAUCCCUACGGGUGUCGACAUUCUCAUUGCCGGUAGCUCUUGCGUUGAUUUCUCAAGCCUCAACAUUCAACGAGAGAAGAAGAAGCGGACGUGCGGCCUGCAGAAGCUAUUCGAGCAAUUCGAAGAAAUGGGUAUCACUGACGUCCUCGGGCAAGAUGAUCCCAUUGCGGAGGAAGUCAUUGAGGGCCUCAAGGCACUUUUCGAGAAUAUCGAAGAAGAAAAGGGAGAGUCGACAAAGACAUUUUUGUCGAUUCUACUUUACGUCCUGCAGCAUCGCCCUAAGAUUCUCAUCUUGGAGAACGUUACCAAGGCCCCUUGGGACCAGUUCAAGGGAUUUUGGCUGCCCGCCAUCGGGUACAACGCCUCCGUGGUCCAAGUUGAUUCCAAAAACUUCCUUGUGCCCCAAACGAGACUGAGGAAAUACCUGGUUGCAGUUGACGGCAGAAGAUACGGCAACGGCGCCUCGGAUAUCGUCAACGGAUGGGCUAAGCUCAUGGACUCGUCACAGUGGUUCAAGAACCCACCCGACCUGCAAAGGUUCCUGCUGCCGCCUUCAGAUCCACGUGUCUUGCAGGCCAGGUUCCAGCUGGAGAGGGCGUUACUGUCCAAGCCCAAGAAGGAUGUUGAAGCCGUUGUGUGUCAGAACGACCAUAGACUUGCCCGGCGGAACGAGAGACUCGGCGACUCUCACCCUUACACUCGACUUGACGAUCGUGGCAACGUCCAGCCUCGCGAGGAGUCAUGGCGUGGCUACGUCUUCGUCAUAACGCCGCGGAUGCAGGACCUUCUCGACAUCACCUGCUUGCGGUCCUACAAGAAGGGCUUUGACUUUAUGUUUAAGGUCCUUGUCCUCGAUCUCGGGCAGAACGUGGACCGUCAAGGCGCCAAAUUGGGCGUAAUGCCCUGUGUCCUUCCGUCAUGUGAUCCGUAUCUCACAUAUCAUGGUCGCCCCGUCUUGGGCUUGGAAUGUCUUGCGAUCCAGGGUAUUCCAAUUGACCGCAUAUCCAUUUCAGUGGAGAAGGAGGCUCAACUGAAAGACCUGGCGGGCAACGCAAUGACAACUACAGUGGCAGGUGCGGCUAUCCUGUGCGCCGUCAUUUCCGAGAGAACCUUUGUUGUCAAGGCAGGCAACCAGCACGUCAACAUUAACGGUCUUUCCAGGGCUGACGCGAUUGGCCCCGUUGAAACCUCUGCUGUUCGUCCCGAAUUGGACCCCCCGACUAACGAAGCGAGCUACGCGCGCUUUCUUUCGGAUUCAUCUCCCAAUUUUGAGAUCUACAAGAACGACUGGGAAGACUAUUUCAACUACAUCGACCCGAACGUUCAGUCAUCUAGUUCUGCCCCCACCAUCACCGACGCAAACAUAUCGCCCACGUCGUACGCGAAGAUGAAGUGGCAGGACGCCCUCCUCGACAAAUUGCAGGGCGAGUUGGUCGUUGGCUUUCUUACUGACCUCUGUCGCAAGGGCCGUCGCAACUGCCUCUGCGAUGCCUUCCGAAAACAUCAACAUACCGGAACCUACUGGCGUUGCGAUGACUGCAAUGAGAUCCGCUGUGAAUCCUGCACAGGAAAUCCCGAGCACAACUUCGACAAGCUUCACUCCAUUGACGCCACCCGCUCAAUCGACAAGAGCGUGGCUUACCAGCUUGCCACGGUUGCGUUCCCGGCUCACCUAUUCGUCGAUGCGUUCGAUCCUGACGUUGGUGUACUCGAUGGUCUCAAUGAUCAGAUAUUCGACCAGCACCGUGCCGCUUUGCGACUGGCAAUCAAAGCCUGUUGCGGGUCAAAGCACUACUACCAGACAAGCCUCAAGUUCAGAGACGACAUCACUGUGACUUACGACUCAACCGAUUCCUACAUCACUCUUGUUGUCACUGAGAAGGAGCUUACGUGGAGCCUCCAUGUAAGACAAAGUUACUUCGACGUUGCCGAUCUUUCCCUCGAGCCGAACGAUUCGACCCAGAACGCAGCUCCCCUGCUCAACUCACUGAAGUACGAUGUCCGCAAGCCUCUAUUGAGAGCCGUCAUUUCGGACCCCAACGCCAGCAUCCUGCCCAUGAUGGACGACUAG